AUGCCUAAGCGUACUAUCGACGAACGAAUUAGUGAAUAUCACAAAAAAAUUGAAAAAUUACAACAAAAGAAAAAUAAAGAACCAUCUUAUAAACGGAUUCGAGUAAUUCAGUCCUCGUCUGAUGAGGACAAUGAACAAGAAAAUAACGUUGUCCGUCGUCCUCUAACGGACCGAAUUAAUCGAGAAGGCAGCGUGACUGAACCUUUUCAACCUGAGGAGCACCAGUGCACUCCACCAUUACCUCUGAAUGACCCCGAGGCGAAUCCUCGCCAAAACAAUGAACCAGAACAUGAGAUAGCCGAGCCGGCGGUGGAGCAAAGUGCUCCUACGCCCGAUGAAACCGCACAAGCAUCCGCGGAUAUACCGGUAGAACCGGAGCUGCUUAUGGCUUUGGGCGAGUCCACAGAUGAUACACCUGAAUUUGGUAAACCAAUACAUGACAGUUUAGCUAGUCUGUGGUUACCUUUACUAAAAAAGGGCCUGCUCAAAGAAAACAAAGAAAAACUUUUAAAAAGUUAUUUAAUACCUGAAAAUUGCAAGCUUCUGCAGUCCCCAAAACUGAACGCAGAGAUCUCAGCUGCAGUAUCUGAAAUAGUCAGAGGGCGCGAUAAAAAACUGUCUGGUUUUCAACAACAGCUUGGCGCCGGCAUUACUGCACUCAAUAAGGGUAUGGAGAUCCUACUAAAUAGCGACAAUAAAGCCCAGGCUCUGACUCAUUUCAGUGAUAGCUGUCGAAUCUUGACAGAUCUUCACUGCGCUUCGACCAAGGAUAGAAUAAAAUUGUUAACUCCUAGCCUGGAAAAGAACAUCCUACAUGUAAUCCAAGAUUCCGAAAGAGACGAUACUCUUUUUGGUAACGUUUUGUCUGAAAAAAUUAAGGCGAGCAAAGCCAUUCAAAGACAAGGUCAACAGAUAAAAAAGACUGCGCCAUACCAACCCUCUACUUCCGGAUUUCGUCAGCCGACGGCAAACCGCUAUACCCCGCCGGGAAACUGGAGGGGUCCACCUCGCUACUCCUACCCCAACAGCAGAGGUGGACGAGGCAGCCAGAUGAGGAUGACAACGCCCAGGAGGUCGUACAAUUACAGCACAACUCCACCGGCAGCGAAACCUGCCCCUCAGACCAGGCCUCGUGCUCCAACUCAACAGUAAACCAGGGACCACCACCCCCUGCAUGCCAGCCUUACCCUGGGUGCCGCGAGGCUUUGCGGGCGGCGUUCAUCAAGCAGGGAACCCCACUCGACGCAGUACCUCUAAUGCUAGCCUCAUUG
Messenger RNA from Cydia amplana, 1271 nucleotides. RefSeq lists its product as uncharacterized. The transcript is spliced from 3 exons. Bases 1 to 1152 code for a protein of 383 amino acids. NCBI's taxonomy places the organism in Eukaryota, Metazoa, Arthropoda, Insecta, Lepidoptera, Tortricidae. The record is from RefSeq and is a predicted model, not a curated record.